GUAUACUGAGUAAAAGUGUAAAUAGAGCUUUUCAUUUCUUAUCUACAAAACUAACUUCAGGAAGACACUGAUAGGCAAUAGGUGUCGCACAACUUUUGCCAGCCAAAAGACGUCAGAAUUUCUUUUCGGUCUGCAUGGGCAACCAAAUUUGAACGAUUUAAAUAAAACUCUCACAGAAGUGUAGACAGAAAACUGGUAAACGGUAAAUCAAAGGUCAGUGUGAAUCUUGUGAAGAAAUAUUGUCGCCUUACGUGCUAAUAUAUACCAGUAGAAAUAUAUUUAGUGGUGAGGGCAAAGGUUAACAAAAUGUCCUUGAGGAAUACAAGCUGAUAUUGGUUGUUUUGCUGGGUUGGCAUAUUUCGUGAAGCGUCAAAUAGUCUUUUUUCUUUUCUCAGACAGUACAAGACGGUUCGAAUGAAAAAUGGCCCCUUUAGCUGCACAUAAAGAAGCACCAAUACCAGAAAGUGCUAAACCUUCAGAUGGUAUAAAAGCAGUACUGCUGGGUCCUCCGGGAUCCGGAAAGGGUACACAGGCUCCACUUUUGAAGGACAGAUACUGUGUAUGCCAUCUUUCAACUGGGGAUAUGCUUCGUGCUGAGGUACAGUCUGGUUCACCGCUUGGAAAGAAGCUUAAGCAAGUCAUGGAUGAAGGGAAGUUGGUCAGUGAUGAUCUUGUUGUCAACAUGAUUGACAAGAACUUGGACAAGCCUGAAUGUAAAAAUGGAUUCCUACUUGAUGGCUUUCCAAGGACUGUGGUCCAGGCUGAAAAGUUGGAUGACCUCUUGGACCAAAGAAAUACCAAAUUAGACGCUGUUAUUGAAUUUGGUAUUGAAGACGAAUUGCUUUUCAAGAGAAUAACUGGACGUUUGAUCCAUUCUCCUAGCGGCCGAUCUUACCAUGAGAUAUUCUCUCCUCCAAAGAAGCCUAUGACUGACGAUUUGACGGGCGAGCCUUUGAUAAGGAGGUCCGAUGAUAACGUGGAGGCUCUCAGGAAGCGUUUGAAUACAUAUCAUCAACAAACCAAACCUUUGGUUGAUUAUUAUCAGAUCAGAGGGAUACAUCACCGUGUCGAUGCUGCCAAAUCUGCUUCAGAGGUGUUCAAAAAUAUCGAUUCAAUAUUCUUGAGAUGCCAAGACAAGGCGUCUCAACGCCUUUGAGUGUUUUUAUCCUUUAUACAUUAGUGUUUGAUUCGAAUUAGCGUUUCUGUUAUAUCAUUCCAAAAUAAAGUUAUUUAUUUUAUACA
Acanthoscelides obtectus is the source of this 1242-nucleotide messenger RNA. NCBI's taxonomy places the organism in Eukaryota, Metazoa, Arthropoda, Insecta, Coleoptera, Chrysomelidae. The record is from the annotation of a GenBank genome assembly.